AUGUCUGCUACGCCAUUUGACCAACCACGUCUGGAUUGGGGAGCCGGCGAUCAGUACCAGGAAUUUCUCCGAUUCCGACAGCACGUGGCGUUCUGUUUCAAAGGCCCGCUCGCCAAGGCCGAAAAUGCUGACAAGGCAGGAUGGAUCGGAAUGUGGAUAGGACAAGAAGGUAGGGAGAUAUAUAAGACCUUCACAUGGGAAAAUGAUCAUGAUACAGAUGAUCCUGUUAAAAUAUUGGACAAACUAGAUGUUUACAUCAGACCCAAGAAAAACAAACGAAUUGCUCGUUACAAACUCCAUCAAAGAAAACAAACUGAAUCUGAGACAUUUGAUAAUUUUGUCAAAGACCUGAAGUUAUUGGCAAUGGAUUGCGAAUACACAGACAGUAAUGAUGUGUUGAUAGACCUGAUCAUCGCUGGUGUUAAACACAAAAAGGUACAAGAACGUUUACUUGAUCAAGGUCAAGACAUUACCCUUACCAAAGCUAUACAGAUAGGUCAACAAUACGAACUUUCUCAAGCUCAGGUUAAAAUGAUGCGAGGUGAGGAAAUAUUGAAACUUAACUGUACAAAACAACACAAAAAACCAGCCAGCAAAAUCAAGAAACCAGUAAGCCCAAAUUUAAAGCCAUCACAAACACCGAAAACAUAUCAGUCAAACAACUACAGGAAUAAGUCAAACUCCGGUAACAUUUGUGGGAGCUGUGGUUUUACUCAUGACAGUGGAAAGUGUCCAGCAAAGGGAAGUACCUGUAACUAUUGUAAAGGACAAGACCACUGGAAGAAAAUGUGCAGGAAAAGACUAAGGAACAAAGUACACAGUAUUCAGUCUGAUGAAUAUGAGACAGAUGAUGAUGAACUGUUGACAAUAAACACCACUACAGUCACUGAUGUUAGUGUCAUAGAUGACAAGUGGGUCACAACUCUCAACAUAAAUGGAGAAGAUGUGAAGUUUCGCAUUGACACAGGAGCAAGAGUCAGUAUUCUUACAAAGAAUCAGAUUGACAACAUGUCAGGAAUCCGUCACAUAAAGGAUUCUCACAGAACACUGAAGUCAUUCAGUAAUCACAGGAUUAAGCCUGUAGGAUCUGUUACAUUACCUGUCAAAUAUGGUAGUCGGAAAGAUGAAAUAAACUUUGAAAUUGUGGACAUUGACCAAGAGAACAUAAUCAGUGGUGAUUCAGCUGUAUUACUCGGUCUACUACAAGUUCCACCAGACAACUCCUUGAGCACAGAUCCUGUGUUAGUACUCAGUUCAACUCCUGCUGAGGAUGAGUUAACUCGUGACUUUCCUGAUUUAGUCAAGACUACAGGAACUCUGCCAGGAGAGUACAGUCUCUCUAUUGAUAAAUCAGCAGAAGGUGUAAUUCAUCCAGUGCGUAAACUACCUGCAGCUAUUAAGCCCAAAGCCAUAGAGAAACUCAGAGAAAUGGAGGGAAACGGAUACAUCACUCGAGUCGACAGGCCGACUGAAUGGGUCAGUUCAAUGGUAGUCAGUGUCAAAGGAGACAAGAUUAGAAUAUGUAUUGAUCCACGAGAUCUCAAUAGAGCUAUACAAAGGGAACACCACCCUAUGAAAACGAUUGAGGAGGUCAUAACAGAUAUCCCAGAUGCCAAGAUAUUUUCAGUUCUGGAUGCAAAGUCAGGCUUCUUACAGAUACAACUGGAUGAGGCAUCAUCUUAUCUUACUACGUUCAACACACCAAUAGGAAGAUACCGUUGGUUACGCUUACCAUUUGGAAUCAAGUCUGCCCCUGAGAUCUACCAGAAAAUCAUGGACAACAUGAUUGCAGGUAUAGAUGGUGCAUUUGCCAUCAUUGAUGACAUUCUGAUAGCUGGGAGAGAUGCUAAGGAUCAUGACAGGAUCUUGCGUCAGGUCGUAGAGAGAGCCACCAGCUACAACUUGAAGUUGAACUUUCAAAAAUGUAAAAUCCGUCAAAGGUCAGUACCGUACAUGGGACAUGUCAUCACAGAUUGUGGUCUGAAACCUGAUCUGGAGAAGGUUAGAGCUAUCAUUGGAAUGCCUACACCAAAAGACAAGGAGGGGAUUCGUAGAUUCUUGGGAUUGGUUCAAUAUCUAUCCAAGUUUGUCCCAAAUCUCAGUCAGGUUGACGCCCCCCUGAGAGUCCUUCUGAAGUCAGAUACAGAGUUUCAGUGGAAUCAUGAACAGAAUGAGAGCUUCAUCAAGCUUAAACAAAUCUGCAGUGAACCCCCAGUACUAGCUUUUUACAAUGUUAGGAAACCGGUAGAGAUUGAGUGUGAUGCAAGCAAAGAUGGGCUAGGAGCUGUCCUAAUACAGGAAGGUCGAGUUGUCGCCUAUGCCUCUAGAUCGCUAACAGAGACAGAAAAACGAUACGCACAGAUUGAAAAGGAAAUGCUCUCAAUAGUGUACAGUUGUAGCAAGUUUCACAGCUACAUAUUUGGAAAAGAGGUAACCGUCUACUCUGAUCACAAACCUCUUGAGACACUAUUCCGAAAGACACUCCUAUCUGCCCCGAUGAGGAUUCAGAGAAUGAUGAUCAGAUUGCAGUGGUAUGAUUUAUCUGUUGUAUACCGCAAAGGCAAGGAAAUGCAUGUAUCAGAUGCAUUGUCGCGCGCAUUUCUACCUCCAAGAGUCAUUGAAGAGGAGGAGGAAAAAUCUGAGAUUAUCAGCAUGAUAUCGGUCAGUGCUAGUAAGUACACCGAAAUUCAGUCAGCAACACGCAGUGAACUCCAGAUAUUGAUGGACACUAUACACAAAGGAUGGCCAGACUCGAAAAAUGAGGUCUACAUUGAGGCAAAACCUUACUGGGAUUCCAGAGAUCAACUCUCAGUACUAGAUAGCAUUGUCUAUAAAGGCAGCAGGAUAGUCAUUCCACCCAGCAUGAGGAAAGAAAUGUUGAGUCUCAUUCACAAAUCUCACCUUGGGAUUGCAAAGUGUAAAAGCCGUGCGAGAGAGGUUAUGUAUUGGCCAUGCAUGAAUGCAGAUAUAGAGGACACUGUCAGUAACUGUUCGUUGUGCGCCGAACAUCAGAAACUACAAGGUGCGGAGCCCUUAAGGCCCACUCCUACACCUGAUCUUCCAUACAGUCAUGUAGGUUGUGACAUCUUUGAGUUCGAGUCCAGGAAGUAUUUACUACUCGUUGACUAUUAUUCAAAGUAUAUAGAUGCUGUCAAACUAGUAUCUGAAACUACUACUUCAGUCAUUGAGGUCAUGAAGUCUGUAUUUGCCUGCCACGGGCUACCCAGGAAACUACGAUCUGACAACGGACCGCAGUUUACAUCAGCAGAAUUCAAGAAAUUCUGUCAAACCAAUGAAAUUAUACAUGAAACAUCAAGUCCACACUUCCAGAGUUCCAAUGGAGAAGCAGAAAGAGCCAUUCAGACCGUGAAACAGUUAUGGAGAAAAGCAGAUGACAAAGAGUUUGCAUUGUUAGACUAUCGCACAACACCCUUAGAAGGUAUAAACCUGUCACCAUCUCAACUCUUGAUGAACAGACGUCCCAGGAAUGCACUACCAGCCUCAGAGAACAUCUUAAAACCAUCAACAUAUGACAGUAAGAAAGUCAAACAACACAUGGACGCACAAAAGGCUAAGCAGAAAGUCUUCUAUGAUCAAAGAAGAGGAGUGAAAGAGUUGUCUCCCCUUGAAGAUGGAACAGAGAUCAGAAUGAAAACUCCAGGUACAAAGGCAUUAACACCAGGAACUGUUGUUCAAAAGUCAGAUAAGCCUAGGUCAUACAUUGUCAGGAGUAAUGAAAGCGGAAGGUUGUUUCGGAGAAAUCGUAAACAUCUGCGUAAAAGCACAGAAACUGCAAACUACACACAAGGUCGGUGA
This is a messenger RNA of Mizuhopecten yessoensis (Yesso scallop), 3816 nucleotides long. RefSeq lists its product as uncharacterized. Gene Ontology annotation, biological process: DNA integration. Lineage: Eukaryota; Metazoa; Mollusca; Bivalvia; Pectinida; Pectinidae. Gene Ontology annotation, molecular function: nucleic acid binding. The transcript has a single exon. The record is from RefSeq and is a predicted model, not a curated record. The coding region runs from base 1 to 3816 and encodes 1271 amino acids.